AUGGUGAAAAUUCCAGUGUUUGAGGUAGAGCAGUGGAUGGACAGGUAUGAAAAUACGCCAGGGGCACUGAACAUCGCCGAAACAUGCUGCUCGUCUAUAUCGAUUGAUCAACUUGUACAAUUCAAUAGUGAUAAACAAAGCGACGCUCAUCCCCUGAUCGAUUUCUCUAUACCUAUGACAUACGGUCCGAUUCGGGGAUCCGACGAGCUUCGGCGGAAUAUCAUAGCCACGUAUAACGAAGAUGUUGAUACGGCGACGGUCGCUCCUCUGUCUACCGAGAACGUUAUUGUUACCCAGGGAGCCAUAUCCGCCAACCACUUAGUAUUCUACAGCCUCAUCGGGUCAGGGGACCAUGUUAUUUGCGUCCACCCAACUUAUCAACAGUUGUAUUCUGUCCCAGAGUCAUUAGGUGCCGAAGUUUCCCUAUGGGAGCUCAGGCCGGAGAAUGGAUACAUCCCCGAUGUCGCCGAGCUUAACACCUUGAUUAGGGAUAAUACGAAGAUGAUCGUCAUUAAUAAUCCUAAUAACCCAACGGGAGCGACGAUUCCAAAAGAGGUCCUGGCGAAGAUAAUCGACGUCGCGCAAAGACACGGCAUCAUCGUGUUCUCAGAUGAAGUUUAUAGGCCGCUGUUUCACAGUCUCGACCCGGGAAAGAUUCCACCGUCAGCACUGGCAUUGGGUUAUUCCAAGGUCGUAGUUACUAGUUCAAUGUCUAAGUCAUGGGCCCUAGCAGGCAUUCGAGUGGGUUGGGUGGCAUCGCCGGAUGCUUCCAUCAUCGAAACCAUCGCGUCCGCUCGUGAUUAUACCACUAUUAGUGUGUCACAGCUCGACGACCACUUAGCACGGUACGCUCUAAGCGCCUCCGUGCGGCCACAACUCUUAGAGAGGAACAUUUCUUUAGCUAAGGAAAACGUACGACUACUGGAACAAUUCGUUCAGGACCACUCGAGCGUAUGCUCCUGGGUGAAACCGACGGCAGGAACCACGGCUUUCGUGCAGUUUAAGAACAAGGAAGGGGCUCCGGUGGAUGAUGAAGCCUUUAGUAAGGACGUUUUGGAUAAAACUAAGGUGCUGUUUGUAUCUGGGUCUCGAUGCUUUGGAUAUGGCCAGACUUCACCCUUUCGUGGGUUCGUCCGCAUCGGAUAUGUGAACAAGACGGAGAUACUACGCCAGGCAUUGGAGAAACUUGGCUCAUAUUUAGUGGACAAUUUGGAGUAA
Daldinia childiae is the source of this 1218-nucleotide messenger RNA. Its product is annotated as Capreomycidine synthase. NCBI's taxonomy places the organism in Eukaryota, Fungi, Ascomycota, Sordariomycetes, Xylariales, Hypoxylaceae. The transcript is spliced from 2 exons. The record is from RefSeq and is a predicted model, not a curated record. Gene Ontology annotation, biological process: biosynthetic process. Gene Ontology annotation, molecular function: pyridoxal phosphate binding; catalytic activity. Bases 1 to 1218 code for a protein of 405 amino acids.